CCUCAGACCCCAGGUCUGCUGAAAGUCGAUGAGCGGCAAAGCAAGUAGCCAACAGAUCGUCAACGACGUUAGGUAAGAUGAGGACCAAAUACAUUUUUUAAUCUCCCACUUGGAGCAAGCUUUCGCAAAUACAUUGUUUAAAUAUACGCCUUGGUUUUGCUCAUCUUCUUCACAGCAACCUAAAUACUUCAAACACUGUAGUUUCCUUUGACUUUGCAAGAAAUGGCAGAAGCUAUUCUCUACGAUAUUGCUGGUGAAAUCAUUCUGAAACUUGGUUCUCGAGCUCUUCAAGAGAUUGCGCUGUGGUGGGGUGUCAACGAUGAGAUUGACAAACUCCAGGACACAGGUUCCAGGAUUCAGGCGGUGCUUCUUGAUGCAGAGGAGAAGCAGGCAUGGAACAAUCAAGUUAAAGAUUGGCUUGGGAAGCUGAAAGAGGUGGUUUUUGAUGCAGAUGACUUGCUUGACGAUUUUUCAACGGAGGUUUUACGUCGACAAGUGAUGGGUGGGAAUAGAAUGACAAAGGAGGUACGCAUUUUCUUUUCAAGAUCAAACCAGUUUGUUUAUGGUCUUACGAUGGGUCAUAAAAUUAAGGCCAUUAGGGAGAGGCUGGUUGACAUUUAUUCUGAUAAGGAGAAACUUAAUUUAGUGGUUCGCCAUGAAGAGAGAGGUCAUAUGAAUAGGUUGAGGGAUCAAACUAACUCCUCUAUACCCGAAGUUGUUGUUGGGAGAGAAGGGGACAAAGAGGCACUCAUAGGUCUUUUAUUGGGUUCCAGCUAUGGUGAAAAUGUCUCAGUCAUUUCAAUAGUUGGAAUUGGGGGGUUAGGGAAGACCACACUAGCUCAAGUUUUAUACAAUGACGAGCGAGUCAAAGCUCAUUUUGAGUUAAGACUAUGGGUGUGUGUUUCAGACACUUUUGAUGUAAAAUUGAUUGUUAAAAAGAUUUUGGAGUCUGCAACUGAUUCAAAACCAGAAGAUCUUGAGCUAAAUACAUUGAAAAAUCGACUGGAUAAAUGUUUAAAUAGGAAAAAGUUCCUACUUGUGUUAGAUGAUGUAUGGAAUGAGGAUCGUGAAAAUUGGGAUAGUUUAAAGAGAUUAUUAGUGAGUGAUGAAAUUGGAAGUAAGAUUGUAGUAACCACACGUUCUCAAAAGGUUGCAGCAAUAACUAGCACAUUAUCAACUCAAGGUUUAGAAGGGUUAUCUCAGGCUGAGUCGUGGUCUUUUUUGGUGCAAAUAGUUUUCAAGGGACAAGAACCAAAAAACAAACGUGUGAUAGGAAUUGGAAAUGAGAUUGUCAAGAAAUGUGUUGGAGUUCCUCUUGCAAUAAAAACAAUAGGAAGCCUGUUAUCCUUUAAAAACCCAGAAACUGAAUGGCAACCCUUCUUGGAAGAUGAACUUUCAAAAGUAGCUCAAAAUGAGAAUGGUAUUUUACCUACACUUAGGUUGAGCUAUGACUAUCUUCCUUCGCACUUGAAGCACUGUUUUGCAUAUUGUAGUUUAUUUCCAAAAGAUUAUGAGAUUGAUGUCAAAACAUUGAUUCAUUUGUGGAUUGGGCAAGGGUUUAUUAAGUCAUCGUAUUCAAGUGAAUGUCUAGAAGACAAAGCACUUGAGUAUUUUAUGGAGUUGUCAUGGAGAUCCUUUUUCCAAGAAUUAAGAGGGGAUGUGUUUGGCACUGUAAAAAGUUGCAAAAUGCAUGAUCUAAUGAAUGAUCUUGCAACUUUGGUGGCUGGGACUGAGAGCAAUGUAAUGAAUUUGAAUGUAGGAAACAUUGAUAAAAAAACUCGUCAUGUAUCAUGUGACUUUCAUUUAGAUUCACCUUCGCAAGUUCCAACCUACUUGCUUAAUGCAAAACGGUUGCGAACAUUUCUUCUGCCAAGUCAAGUGUCUAGUUCAGGUGCUUGUGGAAGAUGGGAUAAGUCUAGUCAUGAAGCUAUUUUUUCAAACCCUAGGUGUUUGCGUGUGUUUGAUCUACAUAAUUUAGGGAUUGAGAAAGUAUCGUCUUCCAUUAAAAAGUUAAAACACCUAAGGUAUCUUGAUAUGUCAGAAAAUAGUGAACUCAAGGCACUUCCAGAUGCUACUACCAAGCUUCAAAAUUUGCAAGUGCUCAAGCUCUCUGGUUGUCAAAGCCUUGAGGAAUUGCCAAAAGAAUUUAGAAGGCUGGUUAAUCUUAGGCAUCUUGAUUGUGAGGGAUGUUGGAGUUUGACUCAUAUGCCAAAUGGGAUUGGGCAAUUAACUUCCCUUCAGACAUUAACAUGGUUUGUAGUGGCCAAAGAUAGUUCUGUGCUUAAACAUUUUGGUAGCUUGAAUGAGCUGAAUAGGCUAAAUGACUUGAGAGGGAGGCUUGAAAUUAGAAAUUUGAGAUUUGUGAAAAAUGAUGCUGUAGAAUUUGAGGCUGCCAAUUUGAAAGAGAAACAACAUCUUCGAUCAUUGAUUUUAAGCUGGAAUGAAGAAGUUGAUAAUAAUAGUGUGUAUGCUAAAUAUUAUGCGAGAUCAUUGCAAAGCCUCCAAGAUAGCAAUGCAGAUGUUGGUUAUGAUGAAAGGUUAUUGCAAAGCUUCCAGCCACCCCAAAAUCUUAAAGGAUUGAGGGUGUAUGAGUAUGGAGGUGUGAGGUUCCCUAGUUGGCUUUCUUCCCUCACAAAUCUAGUUGAGAUUUGGAUGGUUAAUUGUAAAAGAUGUCAGUAUCUUCCAUCUCUCGAUCAAAUCCCUACUCUUAAGGAAUUAUGGAUUAGUGAAUUAAAUAAUCUAGAGUACAUAGAAAGUGAUGGGAAUAAUAGUCUCACUGAAGGAGGAAGAGAAUUCACAUUCUUCCCCUCCCUGAAAAAGCUCUGGAUCUGGAAAUGUCCCAAACUGAAGGGAUGGCGGAAGAACAGGGAUAAUAAUGAUGAUAGAGCAACAGCAGCCGUAGCAGCAACAGCAGCAAUGGACUCUGGCCUUUCUUUGGUGGAACUCUGUGAUUGCCCUAGAUUGACCUGGGUGCCGAUGAUUCCAUUUCUCAAAGGGAAGUUGUCUUUUGAAAAGGCUAGCUUAGAACCACUACUACAGAUAAUGAAGAAAAAGACGAUGCCAACGCAAUUUGGAGGCAGGAGUUUUACGAGUCAGCUUUCACGACCUAUCAAUCUAGUGACAAUUUGGUUAAAAGAUUGCGAAGGAUGCCAGCAUUUUCCACCACUAGAUCAAAUCCAUUCUCUUAGAGAAUUGUCUUUUGAAAAUUUAAUUGAUCUAGAGUAGAUUAGUACGGGGGAUAAUUCUCUUGCUGGAGGUCGAGGAACAUUCUUUCCGUCCCUAAAGAAACUUUGGAUCUGGAAUUGUCCUAAUCUGAAGGGAUGGAAUAAGCAGGUGGAUGAUGAUUCAACAACUACAACAGUAGCAAAACUGCCGUGGUUUCCUUGUCUUUCUUUGUUAGAAAUAAAGAAUUGCCCAAAGUUGACUUGGAUGCCAUUAUUUCCAUCACUUGAUGAAAGGCUAUACUAUGUCAAUGCUGGGAUUCAACCACUGCAGCAAACUAUGAAGUUGAAGGUGAUUUCUCCUCAGCAUGAAGAUCCGAAGUUCAACUGUGCUUAUUCCCUCGCAAACCUUCAAGAAUUAUGGAUUUCUGAGUUAACUGAUUUGGAGUAUAUAGAUAGCGAUGAGGAUACUUGCCUAAGUGAAGGAGGAUCGACAGUCUUCCCAUUCCUGAAGAAACUCUGGAUCGACAAUUGUCCUAAUUUUAAGGGAUGGUGGAAGAAGAGAAAUGAGGUUGAUGAUAGGACAACCAUGAUGGCAGCAGAGCUGCCCCAUUUUUCUUGUCUGUCUUUGUUGGAAAUAAAGAAUUGCCCUCAGUUGAUUUGCAUGCCACUGUUUCCAUCUCUAGACGAAAGGCUAUAUUAUGUGAAUGCUGGAAUAGAGCCACUGCACCAGACGAUGAAGAUGAGGUCGGCUCAAUAUGGAGAAGUGGAGUUCCCAAGUUCAACUUCUUCCCUCGUAAAGCUUAAAGAAUUAUGGAUUUCUGAUUUGCCCGACUUGGAGUACAUAGAUAAGGAGAAUAUCUGCGAAAAAGGAUCAGUAUUCUUCCCAUUCCUAAAGAAACUCUGGAUCGAUAAUUGUCCUAACCUAAAGGGAUGGUGGAAGAAGAGAUUUGAUGAUCCAACAUCAAAAAUAUCAGAGCUGCCCCAGUUUCCUUGUCUUUCUUUGUUGGAAAUAAAGCAUUGUCCUAAGCUCUCUUGGAUGCCAUUGUUUCCAUCCCUUGAUGAGAGGUUGUAUUAUGUAAAUGCUGGCAUACAGCCACUGCUGCAAACGAUGAAGAUCAAGACAAUGCCAAGUGAGCUUGAAGGUGUGCAGUUAUCAAACAGGGUUUCUUCCUUCACAAAACUUAAAGAAUUAUGGCUUUCUGAAUUAACAGAUUUAGAGUACAUAGAUAGUGAGGGGGAUUGUUAUAGUGGAGGGCAAAGAGGAUCAACUGUUUUCCCAUCCUUGAAGAAACUUUGGAUCUAUUAUUGUCCUAACUUGAAGGGAUGGAGGAAGAAGAGGAAUGAUGACAUGACUACCACAACAGUAGCAGAUCUACCCCUGUUUCCUCGUCUUUCUCUAUUGGAAAUAAAGCAUUGUCCUAAGCUUUCUUGGAUGCCACUUUUUCCAUCUCUUGAUGAAAGGUUGUACUAUGUGAAUGCCGGCAUAGAACCAUUACAACAGACAAUGAAGAUCAAGACGGUGCAAGUCAGCUUGAAGGCAAUAAGUUGUCAAAUGGGUUUUCUCCUUUCACAAACCUUAAAGAAUUAUGGAUUUCUGAUUUAACAGAUCUAGAGUAUGUAGAUUGUGAGGGGAUUUGCUUCAAUGAAAGGGCAGGAGGAUCAACAGUUUUCCCAUCCUUAAAGAAACUCUGGAUUUAUAAUUGUCCUAACUUGAUCGGAUGGUGGAAGAAGAGGGAUAAUGGUAGAACAGUCACGGUUGUGAUGGAGCCACCCCAAUUCCCUUGUCUUUCUUUGUUAGAAAUAAAGCGUUGUCCUAAGUUGAUUGGGAUGCCACUGUUUCCAUCUCUUGAUGACAAGCUGCAUUUGGAGGAUGCCAGCACAGAGCCAUUACAAAAAACAAUGCAGAUGAAGAUGAAAUCUUGGGCAUCUUCUUCUUCACGUGUUCACCCUCUCUCCCAGUUGAAGAUAUUGUGGAUUGUGGCAAUUGACGAUCUUGAAUCUCUACCUAAUAGAUGGUUGCAAAAUCUCACUUCUCUUCAGGAACUAUAUAUUCAGGAAUGCCCAAGAUUAACUUCUCUACCUCGAGAGAUGCACCAUCUCACGUCUUUACAGAAAUUACAUAUUAGAGGGUGUCCCCUAUUGAUCGAAAGAUGUAGAAAAAAUGAUGGUGUGGAUUGGCCUAAUAUUGCAGGCAUCUCAAAUAUUGAAACUGAUUGGUGAGGAAUUCAGUGGGAACGCUAUUGUACUGCAGAGAACAGAGAGAAAAAUUAUGAAGACAAAGUGAGACCUUAUAUAUUGCAAAUCACGUGGGCACUAUUCUUCAACAAGCAAUAAACUCUUUUGACUUGCAAGGAUUGGAUGAUGAUUAACCUACAGUUCACAAUUCCCUAAAAUUUUGAAAAUUUGAAAAUCGCAAUGAUACAAAGAAUGUACUCAAGGGCAUCGUUAAAAGAGAUAAGAGCACAAUUCACAAAGGCAAAACAAGAUUUCAUGAGCUUGAAUCACUGCUGAUAUUAUUACUUUUAAAGAUAUUCAUUAAAUAGCAACAACUUCAAUGAAAAUUGAGCAUCUGGAAUCUCUUCUGAAGUAUGAAGUCGUCAUUUUGUUGGCCCUAGAACAAGGCACAGAACAUUUCACUUUCCUUAUGAUGCUAGCGACUCUAUGGGACCAAGUCUGUCAAGUUAUAAAGGUGAAUUGCAAAGGAUGCUUUCCACAAAUAAUAAGCUAGGAGAGCUAACUGGAAGGGUGCUGAUAUCCCAAGCAUCUUCAGAUCUUCCGACAAAUCUGUCAGUUUCUACAAGAUUGCCUUGCAAUUGCUGCCUUCAGUGUGUGAUUGUGGUGUUUGAUUAAGACUGCAUUUAAUGUUGAGCAAGCUUUAGGGAUCGUACCCGAUGGUGGUGGUACACUUUCUAAGUCAAUACUAGCUCGGCUCAUUCCAAAAUAAAGCUUUGUUUGAACCAAAAGGCCAAGAGAAAGUAGAAAUAAAGGCUGGCCAAAGAAGCUUACAUGCCAAUUAACGUGUUGGUUUCUUUUACAGAUGUGAAAAUAAUAUGUGAAAGUCAAAAGCAAUGUUGGUUUAAGCUAUUUCAUACCAGAAUUGUUUUGCUAUAACAAUUAUGCAACAGCUCUCAUGAAUGGUUUUGACUUUUGAGCGACAACUUAGACGAGCAUGGAUGUUAUGCAUAUUCUUGUCUCCACGAUAUACUGGAAUAGAGCUAAGCUUGAACCCUGGAAGUGAACCAUGAAAAGGGUGAAAGUGAUUUUUGGGUGUGUGACAGGAUGCAUAUGAGACAUAGGACUUUGGUUUCAAUGUCAAAAACUAUAUAUGUUGUACUAUCUAAUUCUUUCAUGGUUGGCGAAGAGCUAACUUCACUUCCUGAAAAAACAUGCAAAGGUUGGCAGUUGGUUCUGGGGUUUGUAAGAGGGUUCACAUGGGAUUUGGGAUUCAAUCUCAAAUUUUAUUCUUGUACUUUUAUGCCCUUAUAGUGAAGAAAGAAUUUAUCCUAUCCGUGGACGUAGGCAAAAUUUUGCCGAACCACGUAAAUUCUUGUGUGCUAUUCUUAUUUGAUUACUUUUCCCCUUCACUAUAGUGAAUCAUGUUGAAAUAAUCACUGUAAUUAUGCCUUAGAUUAGAAAUCACUUUGUAAUUACGAAUAUUUGUUAUAUGCCUAAGUAGUGCCUACUAUAUAGUUUGGUUUCC
This is a messenger RNA of Hevea brasiliensis (rubber tree), 6864 nucleotides long. RefSeq names its product putative disease resistance protein RGA3. Gene Ontology annotation, molecular function: ADP binding. The transcript is spliced from 10 exons. The coding region runs from base 223 to 3225 and encodes 1000 amino acids. Lineage: Eukaryota; Viridiplantae; Streptophyta; Magnoliopsida; Malpighiales; Euphorbiaceae. Gene Ontology annotation, biological process: defense response to other organism. The record is from RefSeq and is a predicted model, not a curated record.